Molecule: messenger RNA, 1425 nt
Organism: Lotus japonicus
Lineage: Eukaryota; Viridiplantae; Streptophyta; Magnoliopsida; Fabales; Fabaceae
Product: transcription factor DYT1-like
Exons: 5
Coding region: 718-1275 (185 amino acids)
Biological process (GO): regulation of DNA-templated transcription
Cellular component (GO): nucleus
Molecular function (GO): DNA-binding transcription factor activity; sequence-specific DNA binding; protein dimerization activity
Source: RefSeq, a predicted model, not a curated record
AAGAAAUCAUGGUAUUUAACUAACCCCAAUUUUGUUUAGAUAUUAAUGUAAACAUAUUUUCAUUUCAAUUUUAAAAGAAAAGGGUUCAUUUACUGUACACAAAGAAAUGCUUGUGUAAAGUUACAUAAACCUAGGUUCACCUAUUAUCACAAGUUUACUAGCAGGUCACCCCUUUUUUAAUUUAAAUUAGGUAAAAUAAAAAAAUAAAUCUAAAUCUGCCAUCACCCUCCUUAAUCUUCUUCUUUCAUCUAAACUCCAGAUAUUCAUCUUCACUCUUCAUCUUCUUUCAUUAUUCAUCUUCUAAAUCAACAUUUUUCAUAUUAGAACCCCCCAAAACCCAGACCACACCACCACCAACCCCAGCCCACACCGCACCACCACCCCCAACCACCACCAAGUUGAUGUAUUUUUCGCACCGAACCUCCAUGAUCCCGACCCACCAUCGACAGAAUCAAACCAGAUAUGAACUCCUCGACCUCGUCGUCUUCAAUUGAACCUCAUGACCCUUGAUGAGAGGUUAUUGUCGGUGACUGUGCUGUUGUGGAAGUUGUUAGUGGUGCUGGCGUUGGACGAUAGGGAAGAGAAGAGGAUUCUGAUGUUCAAUUGAAAUGGGUUGUUGGUUGAGGGUGUAGAUGUUGAAGAUGGUAAAUACAAUGGCUAACCAUUUCUCUGGAAGAGUUGGGCUUUAAUGCUGAAAAUGGUAGCAACAGGGGAAGGAUGGGCAGGAGGAGCUAUGACGACGACGCCAAAACGUUCAAAUCCAAGAACCUUGAGUAUGAAAGGAAAAGAAGAGAGAAGCUCAGUACUAGGCUCUUGAUGCUGAGGUCUUUAGUACCCAUUGUCACAAAUAUGAACAAAGCAACCAUUAUUGAUGAUGCAAUCACUUAUAUCAAGGAGUUGCAAGAUCAAGUUGAGACCCUCACACGAGAGCUGCUUCAGGAAACGGAAGCAACCUCAAAAGAAGUAGCAAAGCCAAAGAUAAAUGAUUUUGAUCUUGCAGAAGAGAUGAAGAAAUGGGGAAUACAGGAAGAGGUACAUGUGACAAAAAUUGAUGGGAAUAAAUUGUGGGUCAAGAUGAUCAUUGAGAACAAGAGGGGGAGUUUCAAGAAAUUGGUUGAGUUUCUGGAUACUUAUGGCAUUGCAUUGAUAGACACCAAUCUCACAGCCAUGAAAGGAGCCUUAUUGAUAACAACAUGCAUACAGGGCAUGGAUGGUCAAACACUUGAAGUUGAGCAGAUCAAUCAGUGGUUGCUUGAUAUUCUAAGAGCUAUUUAGAGUAACUCGAUAACUUAUUAUGCACUCAUCAUCAAAUUGAAAUCGACAUAAGCUAGUUUUAUUCUUGGGUCAACUUGUGCUUCCAAUAGUAUUGAACAAGUUUAAUGUGCAUCCGUUCUGUAUGAUGGGAAUGAGAGAACUCUUAAACUA